UGUUCCCAAUUAGCCGCGGGAUGAGGCGGGCGCUGAUUUUCAGUGUGUUGCUGGGGGCUGUGCUUGGCAAAGAGGACUUUACAGGGCACCAGGUGCUCCGAAUCUCUGCUACCGAUGAAGCCCAGGUACAGAAGGUGAAGGAGCUGGAGGACCUGGAGCACCUGAAGCUGGACUUCUGGAGGGGCCCUGCCCAGCCUGGCUCCCCCAUCGACGUCCGAGUGCCCUUCCCCAGCACCCAGGCUGUCAAAAUCUUCCUGGAGGCCCAUGGCAUCGGGUACACGACCAUGAUUGAGGAUGUGCAGGCCCUGCUGGACGAGGAGCAGGAGCAGAUGUUCGCCUUCCAGACCGGGGCCCUUUCCACGGACACCUUUAACUACGCCACCUACCACACCCUGGAGGAGAUCUAUGGCUUCAUGGAUAUCCUGGUGGCUGAGUACCCGCAGCUUGUCAGCAAGCUCCAGAUUGGCAGCAGCUACGAAGGGCGUCCCAUCUACGUGCUGAAGUUCAGCACGGGGGGAAACAGCCGUCCUGCCAUCUGGAUCGACACCGGCAUCCAUUCCCGGGAGUGGGUCACCCAGGCCAGCGGGGUCUGGUUUGCAAAGAAGAUCACACAGGACUAUGGCGAGGACCCCACACUCACCGCCAUUCUUGACUCCAUGGACAUCUUCCUGGAGAUUGUCACUAACCCUGAUGGCUUUGCCUUCACCCACAACAAGAAUCGCAUGUGGCGCAAGACUCGGUCCCUCACGGAGGGCUCCCCCUGUGUUGGAGUGGACCCCAACCGGAACUGGGAUGCUGGCUUUGGGAGGCCUGGAGCCAGCAGCAACCCAUGCACAGAGACUUACCAUGGCAAGUUUGCCAAUUCCGAAGUGGAGGUCAAGUCCAUUGUGGACUUUGUGAAGAACCACGGGAACAUCAAGGCCUUCAUCUCUAUCCACAGCUACUCCCAGCUCCUCCUGUAUCCCUAUGGCUACAAAGCAGAGGUGGCCCCUGACCAGGCUGAGCUGGACCAGGUGGCCAAGUCUGCUGUGACAGCCCUCUCCUCUCUGUAUGGCACCAAGUUCAAGUAUGGCAGCAUCAUCAAAGCAAUUUACCAAGCCAGUGGAAACACCAUUGACUGGAGCUACAGCCAAGGCAUCAAGUACUCCUUCACCUUCGAGCUCCGGGACACGGGGCGCUAUGGCUUCCUGCUGCCGGCCUCCCAGAUCAUCCCCACGGCCCAGGAGACGUGGCUGGCGCUUUGCGCCAUCAUGGAACACACCCUGAAUCACCCCUACUGAACUGGCCCUUCGGGACCCUCCUCUUCCCCCCUCUCUGGCCCCACCCAGGCAACCAAAUAAAGUCUGAGUGUCCAUGGAACAGAAUCUGGGGGCUGGCA
This is a messenger RNA of Odobenus rosmarus divergens (Pacific walrus), 1378 nucleotides long. RefSeq names its product carboxypeptidase A1 (pancreatic) (gene CPA1). The record is from RefSeq and is a predicted model, not a curated record. NCBI's taxonomy places the organism in Eukaryota, Metazoa, Chordata, Mammalia, Carnivora, Odobenidae. The transcript is spliced from 10 exons. Bases 21 to 1280 code for a protein of 419 amino acids. Gene Ontology annotation, biological process: proteolysis. Gene Ontology annotation, molecular function: metallocarboxypeptidase activity; zinc ion binding.